AUGGAAACAACAUCUACUCGACAGCGACGGUCCUCCCUUGGACGUCCGCGCCAGUCUCUUGGCUCGACGAGAAUCAAGGUCGCGUCGUCACCCGCUCUAUCAUCUCAUUCCUCAACGCGCGCGCCUUCAGUGCCUCCCUUGCCCGCCCUCCCUGUCACAAGCCAACAGGCCGCGAUUCGAGAUCCUGCUGCUGGCGACGAGGGCGGUUUCCAGGUCUCGCACAUAGGUCAUAAGGGGGUCACUUCGCCUUCGAUGAGCUCCCUCAAGUCGUCUUUGAUGAGGACCGUUAGCGACGAUCGAAAUGGCAAUCAAAAUCUUGGAGUGGGUGACGUUGUGGAUGUUCCCGGGGGCAUGCAUGGCAUAAUCCAGUUCAUUGGAGAAGUCAAAGGCAAGAGAGGUCUCUUUGCGGGGGUAGAAUUGGCGAAAGAGUAUGCGGCACGAGGAAAGAAUGACGGUGACGUCGACGGGAUCAACUAUUUUACCACCUCUGUCAAAGGUGCAGGUAUCUUCUUGCCAUCAAACAAGGCCUACAAACGAAUGGCUCCCAAUUUGUCCUCGGGUCAUGAGGCGCCGCAAACACCUACAUCUCCACCCCUUACUACGAAUGGUACAGAGAGCAGGCCAUCAAAAGCAAUCACUCCGGCUUCCAAUCUAGGAUUCACACCAAAACUGAGCCAGUCGGUGGGACCGGGUAGGGUUCCCAGCCCAACGGCGAGAUCCAAGAGACCCUCCUUACCUCGCCCAGAAUCACCUCAGAGAAAGCCUACGAAUGCCGGAUCAACGCCCUUGGCCAGACCGUCCGUUGGUAAACCUAGUCUUUCCAAGAGUAUGAUCGGUGGCCCUCGACACGUUCCAAGCCCAACACCGAACAGAUUCGGAGGCAGUGUCAGAGGCGCAAGAGAAACUCCAGGCGAUCCCUCGAAGCGACCGCCAGCGACCCCGAAGCCUGCAAUAAGAAAGCCUACAGGAUCGAGACCACUGUCGCCGUCGCGGAGUCCCUCCCGUCUCGAACCCAAACUCGGCCCCGAAGCAAUGUUUGAUGAGGAGUCGGACAAUACACCUGUCAGCAACUCCAGUUCUGCACUUCUGGCUAAGCUUUCACAGAAGGCUUCUAGACCAUCUUCGAACCAGGAAAAAGAGCUCAGAUCCUUGCGAUCUCAGCUCCAAGAACGCGAUAAGUUAUUGGAAAAGUAUGCUGCGGAUCUAGAUGAGAUGCAAAACAGUGUCGCAGAAUUGCAAGCCGUAACCCCUAAGCAUAGUUCGGCCACCAACCGAUCCUCUCUGGCAUCUGGCGUAGAAGACCUUGAUACUCCAUCUCUGCGGGCUCUAGUGCGCGAGAAGAACGAGAAGAUUGCAGCGUUGACUCGAGAGUUCGAUUCGCACCGUGCCGAUUUCCGAGACACCAUCGAUAUUCUUGAGAAAACCUCCGAUGAAACGAACAAACAUUACGAGGACCGGAUAGCUGGUUUGGAGCUGCAGCUGAGCUCAACACGUGGUCAUGAAGAAGAAAUUGAAAGCGUGACGGAACAGCUGAUGAUGCUUGAGAAGCAUGUCGAGGAGCUUGAAGAGGGUUUAGAGGACUCCAGGAGAGGUGAAAGCGAAGCUAGAGCGGAGGUCGAGCAUCUCAGGGGUGAAGUAGAACGAGGAAAAGCUGAAUUGAGGCGAGAAAGAGAGAAGCCUGCUGCGGGCAGAGGAUUUGGGGACGGCUCCAAAGACCCCAGUUCUCUACGUGAGAUCGCACAUCGAGACAACGAAAUCAACGGUCUCAAAGCCAUCAUCCACUCAUUAAGUAGGGACGCCUCCGCAACAAGUCCCAGCAGCCCAAGGUCAAGUCGGCGGUCAAAACACGACAGCCACCAGCAACCCAAUCCUCAAGUCGAAGCCCAGCUCUCCGAGGCCCGCCGCAUCAACGAGAAACUCGGGCUUGAGAACAAAAACCUGGAAGAACUCGUUGACCGUAAAACCGAGCGCGAGGACCGCCUCGAGCAAGAGAUCCAACGCCUCCGCAAACACAGUUCCCAGCUUUCCUCCGCCCCCAGCAAUGGCUACUCCGACCGCACGAGCAUCCCCACCAAUAAUCAAAAUCACCAUCAGAAUCAAAGCAACCAUAAGUCUAACCCAAGCAAGCAGUCAUGGCGUGACCGACCGCUCGCCUCCCCUCCAGCGUCAAGCGGAGGUGACGACCGCUCCGCAACCACAAUGACCGAAGACUCGGCGCUCUGGUGCGAGAUAUGCGAAGAACAUGGCCACGACAUCUUGCAUUGCACGAACAUGUCAUCCAAUCCUCUUCCUCUCUCCACCCAACCGCAGACGAAUGGUGUCUCGGCCACCGCUCAUCCACAUUCCAAUUUGAGCGCUCGGGCACACAAUGCGGACGAUUUCCCUGCACCUCUCUCUCCUUCACGUAGUCCGGCGCCUGAUAGCGGAAGAAACAGGGACCGCGAACAGAUCAAUUCGGUGCCAGCUAAUCCGCCUCCGCAAGCAGAAAAGUGGCGGAUGCCGAAUCCGACGGACAAUGGCAUGGUGCCUGGAAAAGCCAGUGGGUUUGUAGAUGCGGGCAAAUGGUGCGCCCUGUGCGAGAGGGAUGGGCACGAGAGCGUGGAUUGUCCGUUCGAUGAUGAUGCUUACUGA
Bacidia gigantensis is the source of this 2631-nucleotide messenger RNA. RefSeq lists its product as uncharacterized. The transcript is spliced from 2 exons. The coding region runs from base 1 to 2631 and encodes 876 amino acids. NCBI's taxonomy places the organism in Eukaryota, Fungi, Ascomycota, Lecanoromycetes, Lecanorales, Ramalinaceae. The record is from RefSeq and is a predicted model, not a curated record.